Nasonia vitripennis (jewel wasp) is the source of this 1561-nucleotide messenger RNA. RefSeq lists its product as uncharacterized. The transcript is spliced from 2 exons. Lineage: Eukaryota; Metazoa; Arthropoda; Insecta; Hymenoptera; Pteromalidae. The coding region runs from base 896 to 1399 and encodes 167 amino acids. The record is from RefSeq and is a predicted model, not a curated record.
CACGAGUUGCCCGUAUACCUGUCGCGGGGAAAGUGUUCUAAAACUCGACUGUAUACACUCUCAAUAUGAUUAUAUGCACACCCUGGAGGAGAGAAGGGAAAGUAUAGAAGCGACACAUAUAAAUUUAUUGUUUGCCAACUGCAACAACGAUUCGCAACGCGUUAUCUCUCGUAGAAUCACGGCGUAGAAUAGCCCGCCCUUCUAUAUCCUCGUCAUUUUUAAUUGUAAUUACACUUCGAAUACGCAAGUUGAGCAACUUUGCCAGAGACAUAACUCACGCGCGCGAUAAUGUCGUCCUCCUUGUAUACACACGAACUAAACAUGAUGUUACACACACACACACACACACACACACACAAAAGCUGGCGCGCGCGCGUCCGUGUAUGUAUACAUAUAGUUCAUUACCGUUCCAGUUUCGCGAAAUUGCGAAAAUUACGAGCAGGCCGGACGCGCUUGAGAGUAAGUUCAAAAACCGGUCGUCGCUGUCGUCAUUCGCCGCAACGUCAAAGUUCUCUGGUUAGUCGAAUCCAUCAAAAUAAUUAAGGGGGCAACGAAAAAUUAGAUUUUUCAAGGACAAAUCAACUGAGAUAAUCGUUCAAAAUAACGACCAAGCAAGCAGAUUUCCGAAGCAUCAUUAAUUUGUUGAAAACCAAUAGAGCAGCUCACUGGGAGGAUCGUGCACCUAGAGUAAAGCGAAAAAGGUCAGACGACAGAUACGCUUUCCCCCCAACGACACGAAUGACGGUCAGGAGUCAGGAAGCCAAAGAUUAAGGUACUGCGUCCAGUGAGAGAAGGUAGACUCAUCUUUGCGUCCAGGGUGACAGAUAAAGCUGUUGGAUUAUUAAAAAAAUACUGUGAUAACGAUCUCUACGACAGCGACUGCGGCAUCGUGCCAAUGCCGCAAAAGGCGAGCGAGGGAUCAGAAGAAAAGGUCUUGUCCACUAUCAGUUUUACUAAGAACCUAAAUGCGACAAAGCUUCCGCAAGAGAUCCUCUGGAUUCUUUAUCAAGUAUCCUUUGAACUUAAUUGUGGCCUAAGCACUAGCAGCAGAUUACUGAGUAUGCCUAAGGUCGAAAAAAAAAUAGCUUGUCCACUGUCGUCUCCUCGAGUCAGAAGCUCAAGGCAGUACAAAGAAAACCAGAACCCAAACAAUGUUAAAUUCUUUAGACCUGUUAGGCCGGAGAAAACGAAACGAAAAUCGACGAAACCACCAAGUUUAGUUACACCGACGACUAUCAAUGCAGUGCCGCAAAAGAUGAGCAGAAGCUUUCUAGUCAAUUCUGAAAAUCACUUGAGCAGCAGCCACCUGGAUAUGCCACUACUUGACAAAGAACACCCAAACAAAACCAAUUUCAACUAUGACUUGUGCAGCUGCUUCCUGCAUAUGCCAAUGAUUUAACCAGACAACGCUAUAGAAUAACCUAGCGAAUUAUCUCAUUUCGUAUAAUACUUAUAUGUUGUAUAUAUAUUAUAUUUUGCCAUAACAAUUCGUAAAAUAUAAGAUAAAUUUUAUUUAUUUCGUAAUACUUAUUUACGUAUUUGAUUGUGAUGUAAAAAUAUA